AUGGCCGACGUUCUCACUCAAGUUACUGGAGUCCCCGUCGGCACUCCCCAGAUCACCAAAGAAAUCUUCUACAGCGACGCACACAAGCAAGCGCUGGGUGAAGAAUACUGGGCAGCGACGCACACAAGCAAGGCCUGGCGAGAUAUCGAGGCUAGCAAGCAAGUCGUGCCCAACCCGAUGACCAUGGAGGUCUGGGCCCGCCAAAGCUCCGAGCUCAGGAAGCUACUCGGGAUUUAG
Messenger RNA from Cryptococcus wingfieldii CBS 7118, 237 nucleotides. RefSeq lists its product as hypothetical. The transcript is spliced from 2 exons. The record is from RefSeq and is a predicted model, not a curated record. Lineage: Eukaryota; Fungi; Basidiomycota; Tremellomycetes; Tremellales; Cryptococcaceae. Bases 1 to 237 code for a protein of 78 amino acids.